AUCCCAUACCAUACAAAACCCGAAAUUCCAGCUUUCUUCAGAAAACUCUUCCCCAUCAAUCGCCUAAUCCAUAAAUACCCAGAUCCGAAAACCGCAAUCGUCUCUCUUUGUCUCCCCGUCCGUUGGUCCGUCGAUAGAUGAAUGCAGCUUCAGUACGAUUCGUUUCACCUCCUUCAAGAUUCGUAUCGAAACCAUCGCCGAAAAUCGGAAUUCUAGAUGUAGCUGAUUCGGAAGCUGUCCGAUUUGCUCGGAAGUUCAAGGGUUUGAGAAUUUCUGGUGUCAGAUCGACGGUUACGGCGAAGGCGAUGCCCGAGUCGAGAAUUUUAUCGGAUUCGGAAGCGGCGCCGGCAGCCGGGCAGAGCGAUCAGGCAGCUGCAGGUUCCGGGACAAAUGGUGUUGUGAUGUCUACUGUGGGAAAUUCGACAAACAUUGUCUGGCAAGAAUGUUCAGUUGGGAAACUCGAAAGGCAAAAGUUACUUCAGCAAAAAGGAUGCGUCAUAUGGAUUACAGGUCUCAGCGGUUCAGGGAAAAGCACUUUGGCAUGUGCGUUGAGUCGAGGGUUGCACUAUAGAGGAAAGCUAACAUAUGUUCUUGAUGGUGAUAAUGUUAGGCAUGGUCUAAAUCGGGAUCUUAGUUUCAAAGCAGAAGAUCGUGCAGAAAAUAUUCGCAGGAUUGGGGAAGUGGCAAAGCUCUUUGCAGAUGCUGGUGUGAUCUGUAUCGCUAGCUUGAUAUCUCCAUAUAGAAAAGACCGGGAAGCCUGCCGUGCACUUCUGCCAAAGGAAAGUUUUAUCGAGGUUUUCAUGAAUGUACCCCUGGAACUAUGUGAGUCAAGGGAUCCAAAAGGCCUGUACAAGCUCGCACGUGAAGGAAAGAUCAAAGGUUUUACUGGGAUAGAUGACCCAUAUGAGCCACCCUUGAAAUGUGAGAUUGAGAUACGGCAGCAAGAUGGUGAUUGUGCUUCACCGAGUGCCAUGGCGGAACAAGUGAUAUCUUACUUAGAGGAGAAUGGUUUUUUGCAAGCUUAACAAAUUACCAGCAAUUCAUAUUUUGGUAUUGAACAGCUGAAACUACUCUAUCCACAUUGCAGACAGCCUAUAAGCAUAGAUACAAAUUUCAGGCCCAGUGAUUCGAUGUAGUUCUACAUUGAUUAGUUUGAUUGAGUGACCAUCAAGAUGAGUCAGUCCAGGAAAUGCUGUGCUUUUUAUCCAUGUGUUUCUGCUCAAAAGUUGUAAUUUUUGUAUUUUAUUAUUGCUAACACGAUUUUUUUUCUUCUUUUGCGAAUAAUGAGUGCCUUUGAUUCUCUAGGCAGCUGAGGAAAUAGUCCAAUCCCAUCAAGGUGGAUUUCUCUUGAUGUUUCUAUAGAGGAUGUUGUAAAAUUUUAUGGGAAUAUCAGUUCAAACAUUCAAAAUCUAUUUGCCAUGCCUAAUGUUCA
This is a messenger RNA of Magnolia sinica, 1432 nucleotides long. Its product is annotated as adenylyl-sulfate kinase 3-like. The transcript is spliced from 7 exons. NCBI's taxonomy places the organism in Eukaryota, Viridiplantae, Streptophyta, Magnoliopsida, Magnoliales, Magnoliaceae. The record is from RefSeq and is a predicted model, not a curated record. Gene Ontology annotation, molecular function: adenylylsulfate kinase activity; ATP binding. Gene Ontology annotation, biological process: sulfate assimilation. The coding region runs from base 138 to 1025 and encodes 295 amino acids.